CACAAGAGGACACAUGCAGCUUAAAUGCCUUUACCAACUAUUCCUUUAGUGUAGUUUUGUAGAAGAGCAAGCAAAUUUCUUUUAUCUGAAUUUUCGAGGAAAAAUGGUCUUCCAAUUGACAAGGCCAACAUUGGUGUUGUUCUACUUGAUAACCUCAUGUUAUUAUUGGUUUUGUGUUGGUGGUGAAGUGAUAACAUGUUCCAACAUAGUACCACUCAAACAUCGUACCGACACCAUUUCCAUAACUGAUUUUGGUGGUGUCGGUGAUGGACAUACCCUCAACACCAAUGCUUUCAAAAAAGCUAUAUACAGAAUUAGUCACUUGCACAGAGAAGGUGGGACCAUCCUUCACAUACCUCCAGGGGUAUACUUAACAGAACCCUUCAAUCUUACCAGUCAUAUGACCCUUUACCUUUCUUCUGGUGCUGUUAUUAAAGCCACUCAGGAUUCGUCGAAUUGGCCUUUAAUUGCACCCUUACCAUCUUAUGGAAGAGGAAGGGAACGUCCUGGAGGAAGGUAUAUGAGCUUUAUCCGUGGAGAUGGACUUCAGGAUGUUGUAAUCACAGGUGACAAUGGGACAAUUGAUGGGCAAGGAGAAGUAUGGUGGAAUAUGUGGAGGAAGAGAACUCUUCAAUUUACAAGACCAAGUCUUAUUGAAUUUGUGAAUUCCAAAGAUAUUAUUAUUUCAAAUGUGGUCUUCAAGGAUUCUCCUUUCUGGAACAUACACCCAGUUUACUGCAGCAAUGUUGUUGUUCGGUUUGUCACGAUAUUGGCUCCACGUGAUUCUCCAAAUACUGAUGGGGUUGAUCCUGAUUCAAGCUCAAAUGUCUGCAUUGAGGACUCAUACAUAUCAAACGGAGACGAUCUUGUCGCGGUGAAAAGCGGGUGGGAUGAAUAUGGGAUAGCAUACGGCCAGCCGAGCUCUAACAUCACGAUCCGGCGUGUGAAUGGAUCGUCACCAUUCGCCGGGAUCGCUGUUGGAAGCGAAGCAUCAGGUGGAGUUGAAAAUGUGCUAGCAGAACACAUCAACCUUCAAAACAUGGGAAUUGGUAUACACAUUAAGACAAAUAUUGGAAGAGGAGGGUAUAUAAAGAAUAUAAAUGUGUCCAAUGUUUAUAUGGAGAACACAAGGAAGGGAAUAAAGAUUGCAGGUGAUGUUGGUGACCAUCCUGAUGAUAAAUAUGACAAAAAUGCUGUCCCAAUUGUAAAGGGUAUUGUAAUUGAGAAUGUUUGGGGUGUGAAAGUUUUGCAAGCUGGUCUUAUAACAGGAAUUAGAAAUUCACCUUUUAGUGAUAUUUGUUUAUCUAAUAUUAAUCUUCAUGGAGUGGUAGGAACUAGAGCUCCAACUUGGAAGUGUUCUAGUGUGAUUGGUGUUGCUUAUCAAGUUAGUCCAUUGCCUUGUUCUGAGUUGGUCUCUCACCAGUCAGGAUCAUGUGGCAUUACUACUAUUCAUACAUACUGAUGGAAAUUAAGAUAUUUUUCAUUUGUUAUUAAUGAGAAAAAUAUUCAAUAA
Cicer arietinum (chickpea) is the source of this 1513-nucleotide messenger RNA. Its product is annotated as probable polygalacturonase. The record is from RefSeq and is a predicted model, not a curated record. NCBI's taxonomy places the organism in Eukaryota, Viridiplantae, Streptophyta, Magnoliopsida, Fabales, Fabaceae. Gene Ontology annotation, biological process: carbohydrate metabolic process. Gene Ontology annotation, molecular function: polygalacturonase activity.